AUGGAAUCCGAGACUCAGAGAUUAAGAAGACAAAAACCAUUUCUCUUUGUCUGUUCCUGCAGGAUGAACCAGGCUCCCACCAGUGGCUUUGAAGAGGAUGUGGGAGCCAAAACCACUCACCAUGUCAUGUACCCAGAAAGUGCCAUCGACUUGGACAAUACCACCAGUCUGGUGCUGAUCCCUUUCAAGACUCUGGACCUGCAGUGGAUGGUUAGCGCCCUGACCACGGGGACUAUUAAAUACACAUAUUUACCCGUUAUUCCCCGGAUAAAAGCAAACAAAGAUAAGGUUUUGAUUUACAGUCCGACAUUUUUCAAAUACGUCUACGAGUCCUGGCUGGAGGGUCACGGGCGAUAUCCCUCCACUGGCUUCCUCAGCUUGCUACUUGCUAUCCACAUAUGUGAUGAGGUGAGUGUAACUGGAGCAGUAGGCAGGACCGGAGAGCUCCACGACAACAGAACUGCAGACGUUCCUCCCUCCAGUGGACUCAGGGAUUACGCUAUCAGUGUGUUUGGAUUUGGCGCAGACCAGUAUGGAAACUGGCACCACUACUGGGAGACCAAUCAUUUGGCGGGGGCUUUCCGGCACACAGGAGUCCACGAUGGAGAUUAUGAGUAUAAUGUCACCUUGCUGUUGGCGGACAAGCACAAAAUCAGAAUGUUUAAAGGGAGAUGA
Messenger RNA from Menidia menidia (Atlantic silverside), 675 nucleotides. The record is from the annotation of a GenBank genome assembly. NCBI's taxonomy places the organism in Eukaryota, Metazoa, Chordata, Actinopteri, Atheriniformes, Atherinopsidae.